AUGAAUAAAGAAACAAGUCUUAAUGAUAAAGAAAUCACUAAAAUCCCAAAGGGGGUUGAUAAUAAAUUUAUCCCUGGCGAACCACGACCAGAAGUUGAAUUUUUGGUUAUAGAAAAAACCGGUAGACGAUGGCCUUAUCAUGGUGGCAAAAAGGCUUUGAGUGCUAGUACUCUCACGAGAAUUUUACGAGAAAUAGAAUAUGAAGAGAUACCAGAAUAUAUCCUUCUCAAAGCCGCUGAACGAGGAAAGAAUUUUCACGACAUUAUUCAGGAAUUUGUCCAAAGUGGUAAUCAUCCCCUGUUUGUUGAUUUAGAAGAAAUUACUAAAUUAAAUAAUUUAGAUAAGCGAGUUCAUGAAACAAUUAAUUUUUUAAAAAAGAAUAAAUCCUUAAAACUUGGUCAUUUCCUGGGAAGUGAAACGCUCCACCAUGUUUUUUACAAAGAGGAAUUACUGGCUACUUAUGUUGAUUUAGAAUUUCGCGACUAUAUUAUUGAGUUAAAAACUAGCAAUAUUAAGGCCAAUAAGAGUCCCCUGGCCUUACUCAUUUUUGAAGUUCAAUUGCUUAUUCAAUACUUAUGUACUGGUAAAAAUGUUUAUCUCUUAUGGAGCACUGGCGAAGGAAUAAUUUUUGAGGAAUUUAAAAUAACUCCUCAUUCUCUCCAAGUCCUGGACAUGUUAAUGGAAUUAGUGCAUAAUGGUGAAGAUUAUACCCUCGAAAUGAAAAAGGCGAUUAUCCAAAAAAUACUAAGUAAUUAUUCGAUGCCUAAAAAAUUAAUUCGUUAG
Molecule: messenger RNA, 783 nt
Organism: Paraglomus brasilianum
Lineage: Eukaryota; Fungi; Glomeromycota; Glomeromycetes; Paraglomerales; Paraglomeraceae
Source: the annotation of a GenBank genome assembly